CCUAUACGUGUGUGUGGUGUGGGUAUAAAAAGCGCAUCCUAUAGAUUUUAUGUAAAUAAAUAACUUUUUUGAGUUUGCGAAGAAAAAUUAAAAUGAAAAUAUUGGUCACCGGCUCUACUGGUUACUUAGGCGCACGACUGUGCCACGCUCUCCUCCGUCACGGCCACUCCGUACGCGCCUUAGUCCGCCGCACCAGCGAUCUCUCUGAUUUACCUCCAGAAGUAGAGCUAGCUUACGGAGACGUAACGGACUUCCGUUCACUAGCGGAUGCUUGCUCCGGCUGCGAUAUUGUUUUCCACGCUGCGGCUGUUGUCGAGCCUUGGCUUCCUGAUCCUUCUGUAUUCUUCUCAGUCAACGUUGGUGGACUGAAGAACGUCUUGGAAGCAGUUAAGGAGACGAAGACCGUGCAGAAAAUUAUCUACACUUCUUCCUUCUUCGCUCUUGGUUCUACCGAUGGAUCUGUUGCUGAUGAGAAUCAAGUUCACAGUGAGACGUUUUUCUGCACGGAGUAUGAGAGAUCCAAGGCUACUGCUGAUAAAAUUGCUCUGAAUGCUGCUUCUGAAGGUGUCCCGAUAACUUUGCUGUAUCCUGGUGUUAUCUAUGGUCCAGGAAAGCUCACUACAGGCAAUAUGGUUGCUAGAUUGUUAAUCGAACGCUUCAACGGGAGAUUACCUGGAUAUAUUGGCUCUGGGAAUGAUAGAUACUCCUUCAGCCAUGUUGAUGAUGUUGUGGAGGGUCAGGUUGCUGCAAUGGAAAAAGGGAGGCUUGGUGAAAGAUACUUACUCACCGGGGAAAAUGCUUCUUUCAAGCUUGUCUUUGACAUGGCUGCACUGAUUACUGGAACCAAGAAACCAAGCUUCAGCAUUCCAUUAUGGGCAAUCAACGCAUACGGAUGGGUAUCUGUUCUAAUCUCUCGGGUUACAGGAAAGCUUCCACUUAUCAGUCCUCCGACAGUCACAGUGCUGAAACAUCAGUGGGCAUACUCUUGUGACAAGGCUAAGCUAGAGCUUGGUUAUAACCCUCGGAGCCUAAAGGAAGGACUGGAGGAAAUGCUCCCUUGGUUGAAGAGUUUAGGCGUCAUUCGAUACUGAAAUCAAGAUUACCAAUCUUCCAGGUAUUUCCAAGAAUAAUAAUUUCCCGUGAAUUCAAUGUUUCUUCAGUAUGAUGACUACAUUAUUACUGUCACCUUUACACUUUUAACCCAAUCGAUCAAUUUCUUACUACAAAACUGCUUUGGUUCAAUCUUCUAUGUCGAACAAAUGUGAAACAUGUUAUAUGCAAAUGCCGA
Messenger RNA from Capsella rubella, 1288 nucleotides. Its product is annotated as putative dihydroflavonol 4-reductase. NCBI's taxonomy places the organism in Eukaryota, Viridiplantae, Streptophyta, Magnoliopsida, Brassicales, Brassicaceae. The record is from RefSeq and is a predicted model, not a curated record. The transcript is spliced from 5 exons. The coding region runs from base 93 to 1091 and encodes 332 amino acids.